AUGAUCGAGAAAGAUUCAGAUCUGGUAAAGUGUGAGUCCGACGAGUUGGGUUCGAGGUCGAGGUGGAAAGGCGGUCUUAUUCUGAAGAAAAAUCAUCAAACUCACAAGCGGCAACGCCUUGAUUGGCGGGUGGAAAAAGAGGCGCCUUACUCCAGCUUCAGAGAGUAUAAAUUUGAGAAUCAUAAGCCUGACAGCCCGACCUCACUCAGGAAUAGACACUCGAAAGGCCAUCAAGAAAGAAAAGAAAGAGUCUCUUCCCCCGGAAACUCUCCUCUCGGGCAGUAG
Ilex paraguariensis (yerba mate) is the source of this 285-nucleotide messenger RNA. Lineage: Eukaryota; Viridiplantae; Streptophyta; Magnoliopsida; Aquifoliales; Aquifoliaceae. The record is from the annotation of a GenBank genome assembly.